AUGGUCCACUACAAACUUACAUACUUAAAUGGCCGCGGAUUGGCUGAAUGUGCUCGACAGCUGUUUGCACUUGCUGACCAACAAUACGAGGAUGUUCGUAUAAGCAGGGAACAGUUAACUUCAAUAAAAGAAAGUUUGCCUUUUGGACAGGUGCCAGUGCUUGAGGUAGAUGGUGAGCAAUUAGCGGAAUCGCAAGCCAUCAAUCGCUAUCUGGCGAGAACUUUUGGAUUUGCCGGAAAAACAGCCAUUGAGGAAGCGAUUAUCAACUCGCUGGCUGAUCAGUACGCUGAAUAUAGAGCUCAUCUUUUGCCGUACUUCCUUGCCCUUCUUGGUUUUGUACCAGGGGAUCUCGAUGAGCUGAAGAAAGAAACAGUGCCGGCUCGGAACAAAUUUCUCGGAUUUCUUACGAAAUUUCUGAAGAAAAAUUCUGAUAGUGGUAGGUUGGUCACGAGAUCUUUAUUAGGCUCUUUUCUAAAGGAACCAAAGAGUGAAGCAUUUUCUGCACGAAAACGAUAG
This is a messenger RNA of Angiostrongylus costaricensis, 516 nucleotides long. NCBI's taxonomy places the organism in Eukaryota, Metazoa, Nematoda, Chromadorea, Rhabditida, Metastrongylidae. The record is from the annotation of a GenBank genome assembly.